Molecule: messenger RNA, 663 nt
Organism: Rotaria sordida
Lineage: Eukaryota; Metazoa; Rotifera; Eurotatoria; Philodinida; Philodinidae
Source: the annotation of a GenBank genome assembly
AUGGAAAGUGCUAAUAGUUCAGGAACAAAUAGUGUUGGUUUAUCAGGAAAAGACAAAGGUCUUUAUGAUUUGGGAACAUAUUUUGCUCAAUUGGUUCGAUGGCUUCAUGCAAGUUUAUCGAAAAAAACUGAUGGUUAUAUAUCACGUCAUGAUAUAACUAUUCGAGCAAUAUUUCUUCUAAAUAAUGUUAAUUAUCUUCUCAAAAGACUUGAAAAUUCUCCACUUUUGGCUAUCAUUCAACGUUGUCAACCUGAUCUGAAAUCGAAAUAUGAAGAUGAUUUUCAAAUGAGUUUAAAAGAUUAUACAAGAUGUUAUACUCCAUUAGUUAUUGCUAUUCAACAAAUGCUUGAAUAUGAUAAUGUUAAUCGUUUAUCUGAUGGAAAAUUACGUGAUCGUGAUCGUGAACAAUUAAAAGAAAGUUUUGCAUCUGUUAAUAUAGCUAUUGAUAAUUUACGACAACAAUGUCAAGAAUAUAUUGUUAGUGAUGUUGAUUUACGUUAUCAAUUAAGAACAGAAGGCAAAAUGUUAAUUAUGGAUAUGUUUAAAACUUAUUAUAAUAAAUUUGCAAAUAAAGAUUUUACAAAAAAUCGAGAAAAAUAUAUUCGUUAUGAUCCACGUAUGCUCGAAUCGAUUAUUGAUAAUUUUUUUGAAAAUCGUUUAUAA